Messenger RNA from Xiphophorus couchianus (Monterrey platyfish), 7274 nucleotides. Its product is annotated as phthiocerol synthesis polyketide synthase type I PpsD-like. Gene Ontology annotation, molecular function: 3-oxoacyl-[acyl-carrier-protein] synthase activity. The record is from RefSeq and is a predicted model, not a curated record. Gene Ontology annotation, biological process: fatty acid biosynthetic process. The transcript is spliced from 6 exons. The coding region runs from base 390 to 6686 and encodes 2098 amino acids. Lineage: Eukaryota; Metazoa; Chordata; Actinopteri; Cyprinodontiformes; Poeciliidae.
ACACAUUGGACGGAGUUCUGUUCUGUUACAGCAGGUUUUAGUAAAACGGCCCACACAGCCUCUCUGUUGUAUAACAUGUUGAUAAAACUUGGCCUAAAACUUGCAGGCUCUCAUAAAUGUGUUCACUGGACUCCUUCAUCUCCAUGGCCACAUAUACAAUCAAUCAUUAAUGUUUCAUAACCAAACGUAGCUGCUAUAAGAGCGAGCCGUGAUAACAUCUCCACAGGGAUGGAUGCUGCGGCGCAUCGAGGCGUUACUAAACCGCUCUCAACGUUUCAACACAGAGUUACAACAGACUGCUGUUUAAAUGCAGCCAGGACGCUUUCGAGUGAUAAAAACAUGAUUUAGGAUUCAAUUUUAUUUUUUUUUACUUUCUGAAGCUUUUUAGGAUGGAAGAAGGAGAGGAUGGAGUUGCUGUGGUGGGAAUCGGCUGCAACUUUCCAGGAGGAGAAGGUCUUGAUAAUUUCUGGAAGGUUCUGGUGGAGGGGAGGAACUGUUCUGUUUCAAUCCCCAGAGAGAGGUUCGACGUUGGCAGCUGGUUUGACCCAGAUGACACCAAACCGGGGAAAACCCGCACAGCCAGGGCCGCGCUCAUUGACGGGUUCAAUGAAUUUGACCACAAGUUUUUUGGCAUCAGUGACAGUGAAGUGGAGCAAAUGGAUCCUCAGCAGAAACAACUCCUUCAUUGUGUCUACAGAGCUCUGGAAAACGCUGGAGUUCCCAUGGAGAGAGCCAGUGGGACCAGGACAGGCGUGUUUAUUGGAAUAAUGAACAGAGACUACGAAAUUAAUGCUGCACACGUGCACCCAACUGUGAUCAACCAUUGGACCGGAACCGGACUCGCCAUGAGCAUCGCAGCCAACAGAGUCUCCUACAUCUUUAACUUCACUGGACCGUCACUCUCCAUAGACUGCGCCUGCUCUUCCUCACUUGUGGCUCUUCAUCUCGCCUGCCAGGCCAUUAAACAAGGCGAUUGUGAAAUGGCUGUUUGUGGAGGCGUUAACUGCAUCAUUGACCCAAGAGUGUUUGUGGCGCUCAGCAAGGCCAAGAUGAUUUCACCUGAAGGGACGAGCAAGCCGUUCUCCAGCAGAGCAGAUGGUUAUGGGAGAGGAGAGGGCUGUGGUGUGGUUCUCCUGAAGCCACUGAAAAAGGCUCUUCAAGACCAUGACCACAUCUGGGGAAUCAUCAGUAAAACCGCAGUCAACCAAGAUGGACACUCUGUCAGUCCGAUUACUAAACCCUCCACGACUCAACAAGAGGAACUGCUGCGCAGAACCUACUCAGACACUGACAUUGCAAAUGUCCAGUACAUCGAGGCCCAUGGGACUGGAACCCCAGUGGGAGACCCGACAGAGGCAGGAAGCAUCUCCAACGUCAUCGCCAAAGCCAGACCUUCCGGGUCAGGGACUCUGUUGAUUGGCUCGGUGAAGAGCAACAUUGGACACACGGAGUCAGCAGCAGGAGUGGCCGGACUAAUUAAAGUUCUUCUGAUGAUGAAGCAUGAAACUAUCGUCCCAUCUGUUUUCUACUCUGAUGAAACUUCCAGUGUUGAUACCAAAGCCCUGAAUAUUAAAAUUCCUAUGAAUAUUGAGAAAUGGAAAUCUACCACAGUGAGGGUUGCCGGGGUGAACAACUUUGGUUUUGGAGGAACGAAUGCACAUGCCAUCGUCAAACAGCACAUGCAGACAAACUUAAAAAAACAUAGCAGUGAGAAGCAGGUGAAAUACUUUGUCCUGUCAGCAAAUUCACUGAAAUCUCUGACUAUGAUAAUAGAAGACACCAUAAAACAGUUGGAGGAUAAUAUCACCGUAGAACUUGGUUCUGUUUUGUACACAUCAGCCUGCAGGAGAAGUCACCAAAAGCAUAAAUACAGAAAGGCCAUUGCAGUUUCAUCUGUAGGCAAUCUUAAGGAGAAGCUCAUAGCCAGUGUUGGCAAAAACAUCAGCAUGGCUCUCUCAAAUCCAAGAUUAGUGUUCGUCUUCUGCGGAAAUGGUGUCACUUACCACGGCAUGUGCACGCAGCUGUUGAAAAACCAGCCUGUAUUCAGAGAAAAAAUCAAAGAAAUCACUCAGAUUUUCCAAAGGAUGAGCUCUCUAAACAUCCUGAACACACUUGAGAGUGAGUUUGAAAGGAGUGACACCAAAAACCCAGAUGUUGUCCAGCCUCUCCUCUUUGCCAUUCAGGUUGGGAUUGCCACCCUUCUCAGGCACUGGGGUGUCAAACCUGAUGCUGUGCUCGGACAUUCGGUUGGUGAAGUCGCUGCCGCUCACUGCUCCGGCCUCUUGUCUCUCGAAGACGCUGUGAAAGUCAUAUUCUUCCGCAGCACCCUUCAAAGGAAAGUUGCUGGUGGUAAAAUGCUUGUGGUCAGUAACAUGGCUGUAUCAGAUGUGGCUUUGAUCCUCCCUAAAUAUUCUGGAAGACUUGGCAUUGCAGCCUUCAACAGCCCACAGUCCUGCACUCUCUCAGGAGAAGCAGAUGCAAUUGAGAGCUUCCUAAAAGAGCUAAGCAACUCAUCCAAAAAUCAGAAUCUCUUCCUCCGUGUGCUCGAUGUCCCUGCUGCUUACCACUGCCACAUGAUGGACCCAAUUCUCCAGGAAAUUAGGGACACCCUUGGCACCCUGCAUAAGAAUGAGCUUGACACUGAGCUGUUCUCAACAGUUACAGGAAGGGAAGCUGAGAACAGAGAUUUCAGCACGGGUGAAUACUGGGCAAGGAACAUCCGUGAGCCCGUUGCUUUUGAGCAAGCUUUGAGGUCAGCAGCUAAAGGGAAGAAAGGUGUAGUGUUUGUAGAGAUAGGGCCAAGAAGAGCACUGCAAAGAAACAUUAUGGAAACUCUUGGAAACAACGUAGCAGUUGUUGCCUCAGUGGAACCCAAGAAAGAUUAUGAAUCAGUCAUCUCCGUUGUUUCCAAGUUGUUCGAACUAGGCAUUCAGGUAGAUUGGACCAUCUUCUACAAAGGCUAUGAGACAACACCACUGGUUUUCCCAAAGUACCAGUUUGACUGCUCCAAUAGAGACGUGAUCAUUGGAGCUGCCCAAAACAAUAAAGCAAGUUUUCAUUCUGUUCUCUGUCAGACUGGAAGUGAAAGCAACAUUUUCAGCUGUAAUUUAACAUCUGACUCAACCUUCUACUUGAAGGAGCACAGGCACAAUAAUAUACCCAUCAUCCCCGGUGCCUUCUAUGCGGAGUUGGGUCUAGCAUCGGUCAUGGCCACCACUAAACCAAAAGUGCCCCUGAGCUCGCUGCACCUCAGCGUCAAGUUUCACAGCCCAUUUAUUUUGACACAGAACUCUGCUGAAAUGAAGGUCCAAAUAGAGCCAAAAGGAAAAGAAACUGGCUUCAAAGUGUUUUCUUCUUCUACAGUGUAUGCUUCAGGCACGGUGGUUUCAAAGGGAGAGAGGCAGAUUGAGGAACAAGCCAUUUCGAUAAGUUUGAUCUCCAAAAGAUGCACCUCUGUUGUGAGUUUUCAGGAGUUUUAUGGACAUCUCUCUCAAGGCGGCUUCCAGUAUGGUGAUGUCUUCCAGAAUAAAGCAAAUGUGCACUAUGGUGAGGAUCUAAAGGAGGCCUUUGCAGCUGUUUCAGUUCCAGAAGAGCUCCGACCACAUUUGCAUGACUAUUGCAUUCAUCCUGUUGUGUUGGAUUACUUAAUGCAACUUCUCCCUGUCACCGUUGAGCAUAUAUUUACAGGCAGACCGGGGUUUCCUGCCAAAAUAGGGAGCCUUGCUGUUUUUGAACCCUUGCAGAAUGAGAUGAUUAUCUACCUGAGAGCAACUGAUGUGGGUGUAGAUCACUUUGAGGUUUGUGGCUGCUUUGCAGAUAAGGAAGGCAGAGUAUUGGUUGAGGUGAAGCAUGUGAUAUUCCAGUACCUUGGCAGUCGUCAUGUGGUUGAAGAGUACUUCUAUCAUAAUGACUUCAGUAUCAUCCCUGAAAGCUCCACUUCUUCAAAGCCUCCAAAGGCUUUGGUGUUCUCUGAUCAUUUAGGUAUCUCAAAAGCUCUACAACCACAUUUAGACCAAGAAUCUAGAUUUGUUUCCUUCACACAUGCAAAGGAUAUUUUAAGCAAUGGAUUCCCGUCUCUUCUUUCAAACCUCAGCAUUGCGAAUAUUAAGAAAAGCUUUGAUGAAGUGUUAUUUUUGUGGGGCAAAGAAGAUCUUACAUCACAAUCACCUGAUGCUGUCUUGCAUAAUCUUGCAAGUUGCUGUGAGAUUUUCCGGCAAAUUGUCCAGGAGCUGAAGAGGAUUCAGUUCCCCAAAGCCAUCAGAGCAGUGACCUAUCGCUCAUCUGACAUCACCGUGGAUCACAUAAGUCCAGGUUUUGCUCUGGCUGGAAUGGUCAGGUCUUUUGCAGCAGAGAUUCCUGAUCUUUCGUUUCAACUGAUUGACAUAGGCUCCAUUUUUACUGAGGACAUUAAAGCUCUCUCUGAGGUCCUGAGAUCACAUCCUUGUGAAAAGUACCCAGAAUUGGUCAUAAAAGAUGGGCUGAUCUUAAAACCGUCAAUCGUCCGAACCCCACUGGACGUCACUGACCAUACAGAAAGUAGUUACACCUCCACAACUUCUAAACCUUGCAACUUUCAGACGGCUGACGCACAUACUGUGAGUCAACUGAAUGCCAUUCCUCGAGACGAGGAAAUGGAUCCAAUCAAUGGCACAUCAGUUGAAAUUCGACCAAGUAAAAUAUGCGUUCAUUCAUCUGAUUACUUUCCAGUCAGUGCCUCACAUCUAAACUUUGGUCAGACACUCUACUGGAACAAGCACUCAUCUCAGAAGCAUGAGUUAAUCGCGCUUGACUUUAGCGGUACUGUCACUGCAGUCGGAAAAAAUGUCAGAAAACUCAAAGUUGGGGACCACGUUGCCUCUUGUUAUCCAGUUGUGGCGGCUAGUAAGGUUCAUGUGCCAGAGGACGUAUGCUACAGCAUCAAGAGGUUCCCACAUUUCCAAGAAACACCUUGUGUUUCCUACUUUGUGUUGGCUUGGGAGAUGCUUCAUCGAGUCUUGCCUAAACCCAAAAAGAAUUUGGGGAUAAUUUGCCCCAACCCUGAUUCAGCUCUUGUGAAAGUCUUUGUACUUACUUCUCAUAAAUCUGGUUGGAAUGUGAUUUUAAGCACACAGUGUAAUGGAUCUUUUGUAGAUCUCAAUCAAUUGGAUGCAUUUGUCAUCCUGCCACCAUUUGAUGAGUCUCUCAUUGUGAAAAUUUGCGAUUUCCCAGUGGCUCGGUAUGUCGUAGUACUCUGUGAAUCUCAAAUGCAAACCCUGCUUGUUCAGGACCUGUGCCAAAACAUAAAGGGAAGUGUUCAUGUGCAAACAGUUCAGAUACAAACUGUUUUGCAGAAGGGUUAUCUGAGAGCACACACGUCUCACAUUUAUCACUGGCUGAAGACGCUGAACUUCAGCAGGAAGUUUAUUAUCGAAAACUUCACUUUUCAGAAUGUGAAAUCUAAAGGUAAUGAUGUAAAACCACAGAUAUUAUCAUCAUACUUCAGUUCAAAGAAACUGGCUGUGAUUGCUUUGGAAAAAGAUGACAAGACCACACUGACUGAGAUUCAGCUACUGCCAGUGAAAAAGCAGUUGUUCAGAAAGAGAGCGGUGUACCUUGUGACCGGCGGUCUCUCUGGCCUGGGCUUUGAAACAGUAAAGUUUAUCUCACAAAGAGGAGGGGAGUACAUCGUAAUUCUCUCCAGGAGCAAGCCCACAGCAGAGGUGCAGCAAGAAAUACUCAAUAUUCAGCAGCAAUAUGGAAACAGCAUCACCAGCAUGGUGUGUGACAUUUCCGUCUCUGAGCAUGUGCAGAAGGUCAUCCUUGAAAUCCAGCAGAAGUUUAAGGGUUUCCCAAUCAAAGGGGUGUUUCACAGUGCGGUUGUCCUGCAUGACGGUCUGAUUGAAACCCUUAACAGAGCCCUUUAUGAGAAGGUUUUUAAACCCAAAGUUAAUGGGGUGUUAAAUUUACACCAUGCUACAAAGCACUGCCAUCUGGACUACUUUGUGUGUUUCUCCUCCAUCUCAGCGUUCCUUGGAAAUGCAUCCCAAACAAACUAUGCAGCAGCCAACUCUUUUCUUGACUUGUUCUGCCACUUCAGGCGCAAACUCGGGCUGCCUGGGCAGUCCAUCAGCUGGGGGCCUCUGAACCUCGGUCUGCUCCUAAACAAGGAACACUUCCAUCGCUUUCUGGAAGCAAAGGGGAUGAUGCUGCUGGAUGUUGUAGAAGUCCAUAAAAGCCUGGAGCAAUGCCUCAUCCUGAAUCGACCCCAGCAGGCUGUCUGCAGGUUUCACUUCAGGAUCAUCAGAUACAACAUCCUCUCUCAAAAUAAAGCCUUGAGCUUACGUCUUUCUGUAUUAGUCAAUGAGGCUUUCCAAAACUUCAAAGAGGAAGAAUCUAAAACCGAACAAAGUGACUCUGUCUCACCAAAAGAAUAUGUUUUCUCUCUGCUCAGCGAGACAAUAGGCAUUGAUCAGAGUGAGCUGAGUGAUGACUCCCCUCUGACAUCCUUAGGCAUGGACUCCAUGCAGGCGAUGACUUUGCAAAAUAUGAUGUUUCAGGAGAGAGGAAUCAAUGUGCCUCUGGUGAAGUUGUUGGAUCCCAACGCCACAAUAUCGACAGUGGUAACCAUACUGAGUGAAGCAAAUGUCAACGAAAAGUCUCCCCUAGAUGAAGACAAGAAUGACGUUGAUGUUUUAACAAGAUUAUAAAAACUAAAACAAAAUAAUCAGCUACAUGUAUUGAUGGCUCAUAAUUAUUCUGUUAUCAGCUUUUUUGUACAAAUUCUUUUGAAAAGUCGCCAUGUUUUUAGUGCAUUUUAGAAUAAAUAUGUAGUGUAGGUUUUCCUGUUUUUUUUUUGUAAAAUGCUUCAAAUCAUCAGGCAAAUAUGAAUAUCACACAUUUUGGAUAUCUACUUCUACGAGUUUUUACUACUGUUUGUUUUUUCUCCAUUUGUGAAUGCUAACUAUUGUUCUUCACAGUUGUUUAGAAAUGAGAUUUCAUAAGUGAUUCAGUUUCUCAUCUGUUAUUGGAUUUAUUUUGAUCUGGGUAUGAUACAUGUUUUUCUAAUCUUUUAUUCUUCUUCAUGAUGUCAAAAAGAUUGUGAUUUUUUUUUUUUACAUCUAGUCUAGUAUUAAUCUGAAAUUGUACUCAGCUUUCCAAAAAUGUGUUUAAUCAAAGUUCAUUCAUGAUUUAUCAAGGGGUAAACUGCUUUUUCAAAUUCAGACAGGAUGCUUUGGAUUUUUUUAAACCUUUUUUAGCUCAUCUUAAUUUAUGUCAAUCAUUUUUAAUGAAAAUGU